This is a messenger RNA of Toxotes jaculatrix (banded archerfish), 2815 nucleotides long. RefSeq names its product NOP protein chaperone 1 (gene nopchap1). The record is from RefSeq and is a predicted model, not a curated record. Gene Ontology annotation, molecular function: box C/D methylation guide snoRNP complex binding. The transcript is spliced from 4 exons. NCBI's taxonomy places the organism in Eukaryota, Metazoa, Chordata, Actinopteri, Toxotidae. Gene Ontology annotation, biological process: box C/D snoRNP assembly. The coding region runs from base 77 to 535 and encodes 152 amino acids.
AUGUCUUUUUUUUUUUUACCUUCAACCCGGAUGUUGCUCUUUUCAGUAGCACGUGGAUGAAAACAGAACCUUAGAAAUGGAGUUGAACGCAAAGAAAACAAGUUCCCGGGCUCUACUGUCGUGUGGCAACGGUUCAGGCCUCAGUGAGAAGCUUCUCCUCAGGCCAGGGGCUGGUAGAUCCCUGCAGACAGAGAGAGUGCCAAGAAGCAGUGUGUUGGAGCGGCUGCAGAGCUUCCUGCCACAGAUGGCUGAAGCUAACGAGAAGCUGAAGCGGGAGAUGGAGGAGGCUCCUGCUGGACGCUUUGACAUAGAGAGUGUGGAGGAGGCACAGAGCGUCAUAGAGAUGGAUGUAGCACUGGUGGAGCUCAGCGGGUCAGACAGCAACUCGGACUAUGAACAGGAUUCGUCGAGCUCCGAGGAGGACUCAGAGUCUGAUGACGAGCAGGAGAUCACAGAGCAGAACCUUAAACUACCUGGAGACAAAGGCAAGAAGAAGAAAGCCAACAUUCAGGUUUUGGACCAGAAUGGAGAGUAGAACGAGUAAGGCGUACAGACUUUUGUCUUCAGAUUGAGUUUAUUUUCGCUGUGAGGUGAUGGGGGUAAAGAGACCAAUGACAAAACCUCUGCCUCAGACGGAAUUUUAAACUUCAUGGACUCAGAGACCAUAAACAGAAACCGUCCCAUGCAGAGACAGCCCUGAGUCGCUGCUAUAGGAACAACGGUACACAUUAUUUUGAAUGGAUUGAGGUCGUAACUGAUAUUGGGAUUCCCUCAUCUUGAAUGCCCAUCAGCUGACCAUGUGACCUCUCAUUCUACAUGGCGUGUUUCAGCCGUGGAUAGCCUUGUUUUGGCAGCAACAAACUAUUUGCGCUUUAAUGAGGCACACUUGAGAGUUUCUGGAGGACAAAGGGUCACGAUGCAACAAAAAGCAAGACUGCUCCAUCCGUAUUUAUUCAUUCUUAAAUUAGUUAGGUCCACCAUACUGGGUAGUAACCCUCUUUGUCCCCCCAGAGCAACUUGAAUUCUGAGUGUCAUGGACUCAAUAAGGUUCUGGAAACAUUCCUCAGAGGUCUCUGCUCCACAUUUACAAGAGAGCAUCACACCGUGGCUGCAGCAACGAGAUGAUUGGAUCACAGAGGUCAUGGAAAAAUCAGGGUGGUCAGGGUGUCCCAGUGUUGGCUAGGAUUGGCUCCAGCGCCCAACCCCCCCAGAUUUUGGGCUGAAUUUAGACUGAAUGCAAGAUAUUUGCAGGUUCUGGUUUUCAUGCGGUCCAGUGCUGAGAGUAUCGCAUGGUGACAGCAGCGAGCAAUGAUUGGCUGGCAGAGGUCACUGGAAAAAUCUGAUUGGAAGUUAGUCCUCCGAAUUGAACUUUCAUUAAUCGUCAUCCCUUUGUUUAUAUGAGUCACCAUAGAUGAUGUGUAGACAUGUAUGUUGACAAUGCAGACUUGUUGAUGCAGAAUUCCUGUGCUCCUGCAGAGGGGGAAAUAAAUGCUUUAGAAAUGGGUCUUGAUUUAUGUAUUUCCACUUUAUAGUGCUUUUUCUGAACCAGAAAGUCACUAGUUUAUUUUAUUUUUCAACUCACUGAAUUGCUAUCUAUGAGGACUAAAAUCAGUUUUUAAUCUCGUAAAUUUUUAACAUCGUAGUGAGGACAUUUCUGGCCUAAGAGGACAUUCUGACAGCAAACAAUGGCAAAAGAGACAUUAACUAUUCAUGACAUUUAAUAAACAGCACUUAAUGAAGCAACCUGGGCACUUGUAUCCUCAGAUGGGGAUGCUUCAUUUAAUGGUAGAAAAAAAAGUAAAACUACACAUGGCUGCUUUCUUAACCAGAAUUUUAGAAGAAAAAGUGCUCACAGAGCUAAAUGAGUUUUACUUAUUAAAUUAAAGGGCCAGUUCACUCAGCAACACUUUCCCUUAUACUUGUCCAGGUUUAGAGAUAUGUACAUUUGGCAUUUAUGCUCCCACCCCAGCGCAAUCGAGGUGAGUGGAAUGCAGUUCAUGGUUGUAACAGCACUGAAAACAGUACAUUUAAAAUUCAACAGAAACACCUCUUAAAAGAAACAGUGUCCACACUAUUCAGAAUAACCCACAGAUCUCAGUUUGAACCAUUUUCAUAGUGAAGUUUAUUAGAAUUGUUCAACUGUUGUGUUUCCUGGUAUCCAGACAGGGAAAGCUGCAUUGCUGUUGAGCUUUGUAAAUGCCAUUUUUUCACUGUUGUCCUACUUUGUGAAAAAUGCUACUAACUAGAAAUAACCAGUAAUUCCAUACAAUGGAGGUGAUCAUUUGGAUGAACUAACUCUUUAAAGAGAGACUGUGUAAUGUUUAAAAUAAGAUGUACCAACUUGUUCCUCUUGCUAACAGAAGCUUAAUUCAUAAGGAAUAAAACACCACCUUGUUUAUUGGUCAUUACAUUCAGUAGUUUUGCUGCUACAGCAUUACUCGAUCUGACUAGCUUAUGGUGGUUAGUGCUGGCUAAAGUUGACAAAUGUUAGCUUUUAAUGCCAAUAAACAUUUUUAAUGAGAAUAGUGGCAGAUUUACCUCAGAGUCACUAACAUUACCCUAAGGCUGGCCUCCACACAGUGUAGCUUGUAAACGUGACUUUUUUGAACAAAAACUUUAAGCCAACAAGCUAACAUGGUUAAGGAAGAAUACUAUGCUAGUUAGCUGGAUAUGCUUACAGUGGCAGCUGGCUUUACAGCAAAUAGCAGCAAAAGUCAAACUCAUUUUUAUCAUGGUUGGCAGUACAGCCUCUUUUUCUUCAAGUCUUUGUAUGCGUGAAACCUAAGUACACAGUGGAAAGUUACACUACUGUGUA